UUUUCCAUUCGAGUGUUUGAUCGGUCGACGGAACGAACGGACGGGUUCAGAAGUUUUACGAUUUUUCGCUCUUUUGGUCGGGUUUUCCGGAGGAUUUCAAGUGAUUAGAACGCAACAACUAUGCGGAAAGUCGUAACGAUCCGAAAAAUGAACUGAGCAAGAAGGAAAACGCCAUCCAUCGAUGAUUAAAUGAAAUUUUCCGAGUGCGUUUUCAGUUCUGCUGCCAUUGUGAUAGUGAAGUGAACGGAACAUCCACCGAAGAAACAGUUUCAAAAUCGCGUUCGGUCCGUUUUUUUUUUUGUCGGGAGGUUCGGAGGGUCGGGAGUUUUUUGUUGUGCGCAAGACCAAAAGCAGCGAGAAGCAAGGCGAAGGAGAAAAAUUGAUCUCUUGUCAAACACAAAAAGCAAAGUGAGGAACAGGAAUUAAGCUGCGGAUAAUUUCCUGGAAGAAUAUGGUGUAAAAAUUGCAGUGCCCUUGAGAAGAGUGAUUGUGGUUUGAUUUGUCGUCGAUUGUGGAAUUCGAGAACCGGAAGGAUUAUGCUGGAUGCGGUCCGGAUUGGAUUAACUACGGGAAAAUGCCUAUAAUUUUCUCUGACUGUGCACCGGUUCAUCUUUAUCAUCAUCAUCACCACCAUAACGGAGCAGAGUCAGCACCCUUAUCAGAAUGCAAUCAACAGCAGCAGCGGCGACAGCAGCGUCCGACGACGAUCUAAAGCACCCGAGCAGUGUGAGUGCCCUUUCGCCGCCGGAUUCCUCGUUGGACGAUUUGGACGCCGAUUACGACGACCUGGUGGACGGAAUGGAUUCCGGUGGGGCCGGAGGUGUGGUGAAGAAGCCUCACUUUUUGGACUACGACAAUAAACCGCCGGCCGGGUUGGAGGACCAGGUGGUAUUUGUGGGGCAACCGAGGAGGGCCGUGAAUGGGGGGAAGGUGGAGGCCAUAUCGCAGAGUGUCGUGGAGGAAAGUUCUUCUGGCGAGGUGAAGGAGAUUGAUGGGAGGGGCACGUGGCCUGCGGCGAGUGGUGGUUCCAGUCAAGGUGCGGCCAAGUACGCUGGCAGGCAGAACCAUUCCAUGUACAACGAUAUGUCGGAGAUUUGUCCCAAGAUGGAAUGCGUCUACUCGCUGCUGUCGAUGUUGGGAUCGACCAAUUCUCUGGAAAUGUCGACAAAGUUUAUGGAACUGUCCAAGAAUCGGGACACUUGUAGUGCACUGCGUCGCUCUGGGUGUAUUCCUCUGCUGGUGCAGAUCAUACAUAAUGAUCCCAAUGAGACGGCGCGCAAAAAUGCCAGACAGGCGUUGAACAACGUGAUCUGCUGCCAUCCGGAUGAUAAGGCCGGUCGCCGGGAGGUCCGAGUGCUGAAAUUGAUCGAACAGCUGAUUGAAUACUCGGAUCUGUUGAGGGACUACACGGAGGAGAGUCCUCCGGACGUGCGAGAUGUGAUCGAAGAUCCGGAGAAGCAUCCGAUCCAAUCGAUCACGACUCUCAUGAAGAUCAGUUUCGACGAAGAGCACCGGCACGCCAUGUGCCAACUGGGUGCCCUCCAAACGAUCUCUACGCUGAUCCAGAUGGAUCACGCCAUCCACGGAGCCAAACCCAGCGCGCCCAAAUGUAUCACGAUGCGGCGUUACGCCGGAAUGAUCCUUACCAACCUUACCUUCGGCGAUGGGAACAACAAAUCCCUGCUCUGCUCGAACAAGAACUUCAUGCGGGCGCUGGUGGCUCAGAUCCAGUCGAACAGCGACGAACUGGUCCAGGUCACGGCUUCGGUGCUACGAAAUCUGUCUUGGCGAGCAGACAGUGUCAUCAAGCAGACCCUCAGCGAGAUCGGCACGGUGAAGAUCCUCACCCGGGCAGCGAUGGUUUGCACGAUCGAGAACACCCUCAAAGCCAUUUUGUCCGCCCUGUGGAACCUCUCGAACCACUGUCCUCCCAAUCGGUCGGAGUUCUGCGAAGUGGAAGGCGCUCUGGAGUUCCUCAUCGACAUGCUCACCUACGAGGCACCCAGCAAAACGAUGAGCGUUAUCGAAAACGCCGGAGGAAUCCUCCGGAACAUUUCCUCGCACAUUGCCCAACGGGAAGAGUACCGGCGGAUUCUCCGCAAGAAGAACUGCCUCAAAAUCCUACUCGAACAGCUCAAGAGCCCAAGUCUGACCGUUGUGAGCAACGCCUGCGGAACGCUAGGAAACCUCUCCGGCGACAACUACGAAGACCAAAAGUUCCUGCGGGAAAACGGUGCCAUUCCGAUGCUGCGAUCGCUCAUCUACAGCAAACACAAAAUGAUCUCCAACGGGAGCAGCAUGGCGUUAAAGAACCUCCUGAAACCUCCGGCCAACUCUAUGAUGGCCGCGGGCGGCCCCACUGCCUCGAUUGCAAUCGUUCGCCCCAGCGGCGCUGAAACCCGAUCGGAACUUCCCAGCCUGAACGUGCGCAAGAAGAAAGCUCUCGAGCAGGAACUAGAAGAGAAAUUCCUCCCGAAAGCCAUGCGCGAAGAGAAGGACAUCUGCACCAGUCGGGUAUCACCCGAGGAAGACGACGAGGAACAAGAAGAAGCCGAAGUCAGUCACAACUCGGUCCACAUCCGGCUAGUCGCGGACCACCAAACCCAAGAGGACGAACCGGAGAAACCCGUCAACUACAGCCUCAAAGAGGACGAGUCCUACCAGGACUACCAAGAAACAGACAUCGAUCAGAUCACCGACUACUCGCUGCGCUACGCCGAGAACCAAUCCGAGGAAUCCGACGACGAUAAGGCGGCGGAAAACUACCGCCGGUCGAAUCCGACCUGCGAGAUGGUGGAGGACACGGUCAAGUGCUACUACACCGAGGGAACCCCGCAGAUCAUAUCCAGUGCGACGUCGAUGAGCGAUUUGCGGGUGCAGCUGGUGGCUGGUGGCGGAAGCAGCAGUGCGCCGGCGGUGGCAUCGCCCAAGAAUGGCCCCGUUCCCAAGUCGGAUCCGAUUCCGAUCGGUGGGGGAAGUGCAGGAGGAGUUGGGAGAAGUGCUGGGGAUGGUGGUGUGAGUGGGGCAAGUGGUGGACAGUCGGCUCCGAAGCCACUGGGAGACACGGGAUGCAAUACGCCGGAUAAGCCGUACAAUUAUUGCGAGGAGGGGACGCCGGAUUUCAGCCGGGAUGCGUCUCUGAAUGUGCUGGAUUUGAGUGCCGAGAGGGACCAGAAACUCUCCGGCAAACUCCCCCCGGAGGGGGAAUCCUCAGACCAACCGGCCACCCCGGCCACUCCCGGCGGCACCCAGCACGCCAGCAAGCAGGUAUCCUUCCUCAACACGGCCGACGAAACACCGCUCAUGUUCUCCCGCACCAGCUCGAUGGGCUCGCUAUCGAGUGCGGAGCCGAUCUGCACGGCCGACGACAAGAGUUCCAUCAUCAGCGAGUUCAGCCGGUUCGCUUCCGGGGUGAUUUCCCCUUCGGAACUGCCGGACUCGCCGACUCAGAGCAUGCCUCAUUCUCCAAGGCGCACCACCGCCGGAAUGAUGGGUAAAGUGGGAGGGUCAGAGGGGAAGAACCGGGAUGAUGAGCGACCUCCGAUGCAGCCAAAGAGCGCCUUCGAGGACACGGUCAGCAAGUUCGACGUGGAGAAUACUCCGGCUGUGUUCUCCUGCGCGACUAGCUUGAGCAAUCUUAGCAUGGAGGACAAGGAAGAUGAGGAGUCCAAGGUGGUUGUGGGUGGGAUGGUGGCCAAAGGGCCUCCAGUGCUGCCGAUACCGGAAGCCAGCGCUUCCGAGGAUGGGGAAUCGGAUCGGGAUGACGAUCUUCUGCUGGAGUCGUGCAUCAACAUGGGCAUGAAUGUGAUGGCCCGAAGUGCGGAGGACAAGAAGAAAAAGAAAGAGGAAGAGGUGGUUGUUCCGCCACCACAGGAACAAGAAGAUCUGCUGCAGAGGUACUGCACCGAGGACACCCCGGCGAGGUUGUCCAAGGUGAACAGUAACUGUGAUUUGAGUGUUUUGUCGAUGGACUCGAGGAAUGGACAUGAAUCGGAUGAAAGUUCCACGGUAUCGGCUGAGCAGAACGACAGGUUGAUAGAGGAAUGCAUCCGGAGUGGAAUGCCCAAGCCGAAGAAUGUGGAUGGCGGGGGUUUCAUGAGGAAGGUGUCCGAUAUGCCGCAGAUGGGAAUCCAGAAGGAGAAUCCCAUGAACAUGAUGCGCAAUCCAGCUCACUUGGGACCUCUGUAUGCGAACGAUGAAGUGAACAACUUCUACGUAGAGGACAGUCCUUGUGCACACUCGACGAUAUCUGCGCUGUCCGAUUUGACUGUGGCGUCCGAAGCGCCGAACGGGGUGAAGAACGUCUACAAGAUCUCGUCACUCAAGGGGAAACAGCCGCAGUCCCAAGGAGGAAUGCCAUACGCACAAGCUCCGGCAGCGAACGGGUCGUUGAGCUCUCUUUCGGUAGAAUCGGAUAACGAUGACCAUCUACUCGACGAGGCAAUCGCCGCCGGAAUCGGAUCCAAUAGAGCCAAGCCAAAGCAACCAACCUUCCAAGCAGUGCAGAAUCCACUUCCUCCGGUGAACCGGAUGACGGCAGCUGCAGCGGAUGCCAACGAUUCCCUAGACUCUAUAGAUUCUGUAGACUCGAACGAUCCUCAAAGCAACUCGCUUUUGGAGAAGUGCAUCGAGAACGGAAUGAAGAAAAUGACGGAAAAGCAUGCCGAACCGGGUUUUGAGCUGCGGGCGGGCAUGAACUACGGACAAUUUGGGUCACGUCCUCCGGCUCCGGCACCGGAAGAAAGCAUCCCAGACUCGGAACGGGACUACGAACUGUUGAUGGAGUGUAUCCAGAACGGGAUGCCCAAGGGAAAGAACAGCCAACUGGCGGUUGAUCUCACUCGGAACCUCCAGCGGUUGACCAUUUCCGGUACGGGUGCGUCAUCCAGCAACAACCAGCCGCUGUCGAAUCCAAAAAACGUGGACACUACGCCUGUGGUUACGAAGGAUGCCGGUGCCACCAACGUAAUGUCAGCAGGCGUAGUAGCAGCAGUAGAAACAACCACGGUCAGCGCAAGCAGCAACACCACCAGCGUCUCCGGCAUCACCACCAACAGCAACAGCAUCAACAGCACCAGCACCACCCAGUCAUCCACCAUUACCCGUACCACAGCGGGCACCAGCAGUUCCAUCACCACCACCACCAACAUCACAAGAAGCGCGGAGUCACCACAGCAGGAAAUGGUGGAACUUCAUCAGUCCUCACACCAGCAGCAUCGUCAGCCCCUGCUAGCUUCUUCCAUCAUCACCACCAGCAGCAGCUACAGCAACAGCCCGAUGGGUCAGAGUGGAUUUGAGAGUAUGAUGAUGAUGGAGCGGUCGAACGAGUUUCCGGCCUCGUCGGCUCUGGUCGGUCUCAUGAGCUCGUCGUCCGCUGGUUGUAACAGUGAGAUGAUGCAGAUGUCCAACGAAUUCAUGAUGGAGUUCUCGCCGGCUCCCAACAAGCACAAGGAUCCGGACCUGAUGCUGAAAUCGGUUGAGCGGCUGACGCAGGAAUUGGUGUCCAAUGCCGAGUAUCUGCGCACCGUUUCGUCCAGCGGAGGGGAUAGAGUUGAGAACAAUACCUGGGAUGAUGACGUGACCACCGCCAACGACGUGUCGUUCCCCAGCUUGAGCGUGCAGGCGCCGAAGAUAUUACACUCUGGCGAUGACGAUGAUACGGCUACGAUCAGCGAGGAGGUUGACUCCAAAGCGUUGGAUGCUUUGGAGGAACAAACCCCCAUGAACGAGAACCGACCGCUGCCGGGUUUCCUGAACGGUAGCAAUGAAGACCUUUCCAAAGACGAGAUUCAUUUUCAGCUGGGUGGCGAAGUGCAGCACCCGAUGGUGGGCGGUCACUUCACCCACGGUUCCGACGGACUGUCCUUCAGUACCGUUUCCACGCUGACGAACUCGACCAUCAUCGCAAUGGAAGCCACCAAAGUGGCCAACAACCUGCAGAACAUGGCGAUCGUGGAAAGCGCCGAGCUGGACCUGAGCAAGAUUCAUCCGCCGUUCGGAUCGGACAGUAUUCUGAUAUCGGACUGCUCGGAUUCGGAGAUGACGUUCCGGAAUGAUUUCCGAAGGAUCAAUCUACCAAGUGGAUUGGUAGCGAAGCGAGCUUUGGGACAAGCAUUCAACGACAGCUUGAACUCGUUGAACAACCUGGACAGCAUAGGGCCGCCGUCCAUUAUGGACGAGCUGAUGGAUUCGAUGAUCAGUGUGGCCAGCAUAACCUCCGAAGUGGUCGAUGUGGACAGCGGCCAUGCUGGAACGUCGGAUCAGAACAUCAGCUCUGGUCAUUCUAGCUUGACGUUGAAUUCCAGUUUGGAGAACUUGAUCAAAUUCUCGCCGACGAUGAAUGCCGGUGGAAAGAGCACCCCGAUCAGCCCGAAAAGGGCCGAACGGAGACAGGCGAUGAAGGACCGGUACAAGACGUACACCAUUCCUAACGCUGAACUAGUGGAUUUGAACCAAGCUGUGGAGGAUGAGCUCAACGGGUCUUCGGAUGUUACGACUCCCACUCCAAGUAAUCCAUCGUCUCCCUCGCCAAAGAAGUCUUCAAAGGAACGACGCCAGGAGAACAAGUCCCGUUACGAAACGCAGGUCAUCACUUCCGGAAGCUUCUUGGCCGAUCGAAUAGCCAGCGGAUAUCAGGAGUGUCCUCGCACUCCGGUAGCCACCAUCAUUGCCAAACCCGUAGCUUUCUCGCCUCUCACGCUGCAUUCUCCGGCUCCAAUGUCCUUGGAACGGGUACUGUCCCCGGAUGUUCCGCCGAUGGAUGACGAAGACGACGAUCCCGUCACCUAUACCAUUCAGGAAGCUCAACGAAGGAAAUCCCUGGAGCAGAAGAUUCCCAACAUCUCAGCGCAAGACCCACAAAUUGUCACGGCUCUUCCUCCGACCCAGCCCAAAACGCCCCUCUCCAGCCCCAGCAAAGUGCCAAUCAAAACCGGCAGUAUUAAACCCGCUCUCAAUCCCGCGACUCCAGCAGCUGCGGAACCGGUUAAAGCGGUUCGCGGCACGAAGAAACCUCCGUACGUGUCCCCGUACCGGAAGUCGGUGGUAUCCGCUCCGGCCGUCAUCACUCGAACUCCGGCCGCGCCUGGAGCGGUCAAGAAGGACCUCAGUGUCGGACCGCAGGCCACUCCGAAGCUGCGAACCCAAAGUUCCCUCGUAGAAAGCUCCAAGACUCGGCCGCAGCCCUUGAAGGCCCGAUCCAGCAUCGGCUUGAAGCGGAACUCGCUGGAAAUGAACGGCAAUGGAUCGGUUCGAAGCAGCACCAGCAGUAGCAGUUCGGAUGUAUCCAGAUUGCACACCAGACAACCGUCGUGCGGAGCGAUUGGUGGAACCAGGACUAAGGUCCAGGAUUCCCCAGCGCCGCCACCGCCGAAUCUCAUCCGCCAGGGAACGUUCACAAAGGACGAACCAACGAAUCCGGAAGUACCGGUCGUAACGUCCGCCCCAUCGACCCCGGCGAAAACCCUUCGCAAGCCUGGUUCGAUGAUUCCCAACUCGGCGUCCUCCUCGCGGCUGACCACCAUCGCCAAGUCGCGGAUAGUGCUUCAUAAGAGCAUCAGCAUGGAUGCGAGCAAGACCACUCCGAGCACUCCGACGGCGGGAACUCCCGUCGGUGAGAGUACCCCCCUGAGCAGCCGGUUCCGACUGACUUCGGCACGAACCUCGCUGAUGGACUACAAGAAGCCCAAUACGGGCUCGAGUCGCUUGAGCACGCCCAUCGAGCAGCAGACUCCGGCGGUGGCGACCACGCCCACCAGUCCGGGAUCGCUGAUUCCGAUGCGGCGCAAGAGUGCGGUCGCGGCACUCCCCAAGAGGACCAACCUGACGAUGAAGUCGAAUCCGGAUGUGCUGAAGGGCAAGCUGGACGGGGUGCGGAAUGCUUUUGUGAGGACGGCCGCUUCCGCGGUGAAAACCGGAACGCGAUGAAUCCGGGAAGCUGGACUGAGAUUAUGGGUUGGGCUUGUGUACGAGAGGGAGGAUUCGUUGUGAUAUAUGGGGAAGGUGAUUCGGAACCGGGUCAGUUUCCUGGGAGGAGCGAGGUGUGUCGGCUGUUGUUGCAGUAUUUAGAAAGAUUUCAUCAAAAAGCAGUCAUCCGUUUGUGCAAUUCGACCAGGUCGCACCAUUUUGUUUUUAUUAACACUCUUAUAAUUUUACACUUUCGGAAAGCAGGUUCCAUCGAUUUUAUUACGUUAUUUUAUUUCACAUUUUCAAACAAAGUUUGAACCCAACUCGAAAACAACGACCGCGAGCAAUGACAACACAAUAAAAAAAAACUGCUCAAUUUUACCUUUUAGUUACCAGUGUACGAUUUUAUUCAGUGUUUUUACGUGCGAUCGUAAGUCAUGGCAUGCUUUGUUUUACCAGGAAACGGCAGGAAAAGCUUAGAUUUCUUCCCAGUCUCCCCCCCCCUAGUUUUGGGCGUUGACGAAAUAGUGAAAAACUACUAAAAUGUAUAAUUAUUACACCACAUUUAUAAUGCAAAGAUGUCGAAGAAGGAUCCCCUUACCCCCUCGAAUUGAUCCCGUGCAUGAUAGGGUAAUUUUUAAACCGUAUCGAUAAUGGAGAAAAAUAAAACAGAAAUUGUUCUAGUCCCAAAUGCGUCGUCUUUGGACAUCGAUGAUAUUUAGUUUAUCAGAAGUUUGAAUGCAUCAGGCGCUCGUCGAAAGACGAUCUAUGCUUAGCAACACACACGCAUACACACUAGCAUAUUAGUGUAGGAUAAGAUAGGUUAAGGUUAUGUUUUAAUCAAGAAUCAAUCCAAUUUGCUCGAGUGGCCAGUAGUAGGAGGGAGAGGCCUUCCGUAUCCCUGCGCGUUGAAAAAAAGUUGUAUUGAAUUAAAUUUUAUUGCUUAGAAUUUGAAGUUGCGCCCCCUUCCUCGCACACAGAACCUUUCCGGAUUAGCAGUUGGUCAAAUAGGAAACAUAACCUCUAGAGUUCCAAGUAGGGAGGAAUUUUCGAACUGUGAACGCAUUUAACGGCGAGCAUAUUUACUCAAACUAGGACCGGCUUGCUCGCUUUAUUACUAUGUUUUAUGCUGCUAUGAUAAUUAUUAUCGCUAUAUUGCAAUCGUCAAUUCGCUACAAUCUUUUAUAACGGUUACUGAAUUUCUUAUUCAAUUUUUAUCUUUGUUUUUAUUAGUUUUGCUUAUUUUUUUUAUACAUGUCUUUUUCGUUUCUUUUCUCAAUGUUCCUUUCUGUUUUACACGUAUUUUUCGUUUUCGAAUUCUUUACCAAAUGUUGCUACUAUUUAGGAAAUCUUGACACCGGAAUCAUAUCAAAACAGGAAAAUUUAUUAAUCAAAACAUUCAGUGGAAUUUAUAGAAAGUUUCAUAGAUUCAGUUCGGCUGGCUAUUUCUCUCUCUCUUUUAUUAUCCUCUUGAAUCAUUUUUCUUGAAGCUAAUAUAAAAUUGUGUAUCGGAAAUUCAAAUGACUGUAUUAUUGCGAAGAUCUACGGUAAUCUUAUAUAUCCAUGAGAAUAUACGACCGCUAUUCAGCUGUAAAAAGUUACAAAGAAGAAGAAAAA
Molecule: messenger RNA, 9522 nt
Organism: Aedes aegypti (yellow fever mosquito)
Lineage: Eukaryota; Metazoa; Arthropoda; Insecta; Diptera; Culicidae
Product: adenomatous polyposis coli protein-like
Exons: 7
Coding region: 664-7926 (2420 amino acids)
Biological process (GO): regulation of cell differentiation; negative regulation of microtubule depolymerization; Wnt signaling pathway
Cellular component (GO): catenin complex; beta-catenin destruction complex; cytoplasmic microtubule
Molecular function (GO): beta-catenin binding; microtubule binding; gamma-catenin binding
Source: RefSeq, a predicted model, not a curated record